This is a messenger RNA of Nelumbo nucifera (sacred lotus), 1775 nucleotides long. RefSeq names its product putative indole-3-pyruvate monooxygenase YUCCA5. The record is from RefSeq and is a predicted model, not a curated record. Lineage: Eukaryota; Viridiplantae; Streptophyta; Magnoliopsida; Proteales; Nelumbonaceae. Gene Ontology annotation, molecular function: flavin adenine dinucleotide binding; NADP binding; N,N-dimethylaniline monooxygenase activity.
ACAUCCUUUCUCUAAUUUCCUGCCUCUUCUGAUCAACUCUAUCUCCUCUCCCAACUUCUCUUUCAAAUUCACUUAUUGUCAUCCAAGAACAAACAUACAUAGGCAUAGACAAUUCGAUCUGCUACAUACGUUAACACUACCAGUCUCCAGUAUGCAGCCACCGAAAAUGUCUGAUCACGAGGACUUCUUCGCUCGCCGGUGUGUCUUGGUGAACGGUCCGGUCAUCGUAGGGGCCGGCCCAUCUGGACUAGCAGUGGGCGCCUGUCUCAAGGAACAGGGCGUACCCUUUGUAAUUCUUGAGAGGACGGACUGCAUUGCAUCUCUGUGGCAGAAGCGCACCUAUGAUCGCCUGAAACUUCACCUCCCUAAGCAAUUCUGCCAACUCCCUAAGGUUCCCUUCCCGGAGGACUUCCCUGAGUACCCAACCAAGAAACAGUUCAUCGGCUACCUCGAGUCAUAUGCUAAGCGUUUUGAGCUCAACCCACGAUUCAAUGAGUGCGUGCAGUCUGCAAAGUAUGAUGAGACUAGUGGGUUGUGGAGGGUCAAGACUGUUUCUACCAGCAGCGGCGGCGGCAACCGCACCGCCGAGAUUGAGUACAUUUGCCGCUGGCUUGUCGUGGCGACAGGGGAGAAUGCCGAGCCUGUGUUGCCUGAGAUCGAGGGACUGUCGGAAUUUGGAGGCCAUGUUAUGCACGCUUGUCACUACAGGUCUGGUGAGGACUACCGGGGAAAGCGUGUUCUAGUUGUGGGUUGUGGCAAUUCAGGCAUGGAAGUCUCUCUCGAUCUCUGCAACCACAAUGCCUUCCCAUCCAUGGUGGUUCGCAGCUCGGUUCAUGUAUUGCCGAGGGAGGUUCUCGGGAAAUCCACGUACGAAUUGGCUUUUUUCAUGGUCAAAUGGCUUCCUCUGUGGCUGGCUGAUAAGCUGCUGUUGAUAAUGGCAUGGUUGGUACUAGGAAACAUUGAGAAAUACGGGCUGAAACGACCUUCCAUGGGUCCUUUGCAGCUCAAGAAUUCUCAAGGAAAGACCCCUGUUUUGGACAUUGGUGCACUAUCAAAGAUCAAAUCUGGUUUGGUUAAAAUUGUUCCUGGGAUCAAAAGGUUCUCCCGUGGUUGUGUUGAGCUUGUUAAUGGAGAAAAGCUUGAGGUUGAUUCGGUUAUUCUGGCUACUGGGUAUCGCAGCAACGUCCCUUCUUGGCUACAGGAGAGUGAGUUCUUCUCCAAGAACGGGUUUCCAAAGUCUCCAUUUCCAAAUGGAUGGAAAGGCAAUGCAGGGCUUUAUGCAGUUGGGUUCACUAGGAGAGGGCUCUCUGGUGCAUCUUCUGAUGCAGUGAAGAUAGCACAAGAUAUUGGAAAAGUGUGGAAGGAAGAAACAAAGCAGAAAAAGCAGAUUACUGCCUGCCACCGGAGAUGCAUUUCACAGUUCUGAGAUCACACAGAUGACUCAAUAGUUCCAUGCAUCGAGUUUCUCCUUCUGGGUGCUUAUUGUAUUUGAUCUCUUUGCAUUUUUUCUUUUAAUUUCAUGGUUGGCGACCGAUCGAUCCGUCGAGAUGGGUAGCCGUGACAGAGAUCGAUCGUGUACAAUAAUUAUGUAAAAAGGAGAGAAAAGAAAAGAAAAAACACAGGAGACAGAUAGCACAGAGACCAGCCCUCUCCAAAAAGCCCAAGUUUUGAAAAUGAUGGGGCGUUUUGUGUACAGAGGAAGAUGAGGCUUUUUUUAGUGUUAGAUUACAAAGUUUUGUACAAUAAUCCAAUCAUUGAAUCUAAAUGAAAGAGUU